CUGAGCAGGUGCAGAAUAUCAAUAUUAAAUCUCAGAGGAAAAAAGUUUGUUUCCUGUUAGGAUCAGAUGCCAGUCAUGUGACUAGCGGGGUUAUUCACCCCUCGCUAUCAACCGUCAGAUGAACCGUUUUACCACCUGAUCCAGAGAGAGAGAGAGCGAGAGGGAGGGCUGAGCCAUCAGAGCGACAGAUCUCUGAGAGAGAAAAGAAGAGGGGAUGAGGAGAGGGAUUAGAGGAGAAACAGAAGGAGGCUCGCUGAGGAAGAGGAGGAUUAACGAGAAGAGGAAGGGAACAAAAGGAAAUACAGUAAGAAGAGAGGAGCUGAGGAGGAGGAAUGUUUGAUCGCCCGUUUAAUCAGCUCAUCAAGAAUCAACUUGAAGACAGACAGGCCUGUGGGCGGCGAGCAAAACCUUUAGCACACCAUGACAACCACACAGAAAGCAGAUGGUUGCCAUGGUAGCCACCUGUUUGAAGUAGGCCUGGCAAAGCUGUAACUAUGGCAUGACCUUCAGCUGAACUUCCUGUUUGCCUGACAGUUCAUCAUGUCCCUCUCACACGCCCUCGCCCUCCUCACCCUCCUCGCCCUCCUGCUGCCGCGUGGACGGUGUCAGUUUGAUGUCUGUCGAUCUCUGCGUGGCUCAAAGGCGGGGCCUGAGUUUUACGCCUGUCAGCCGCCCCCAACCAACAUGAAGGAGGUGAUGCAGAUCAGAGUUGACCCCCCUGGGAUCACCUGCGGAAACCCACCUGAGAGAUUCUGUACACUGGAGAACCCGUACCUGUGCAGCGAUGAGUGCGACGCCUCUAGCCCAGACCUGUCUCACCCUCCUCAGCUCAUGGGAGACAGGGAGAGGGGUGGGCUCAUCACUUACUGGCAGACAAUCACAUGGUCCAGGUUUCCUGAGCCCCUAUUGGCCAACAUCACCCUUACCUGGAACAAGAGUCUGGAGGUGGUCGAUGACAUUGUUGUUACCUUCGAAUAUGGCCGUCCAACCAGCAUGGUGCUGGAGAAAUCCAUCGACAAAGGUGUCACUUGGCAGCCGUAUCAGUAUUAUGCCGACGACUGUCUCGAGGCGUUCGGCAUGUCGCCCAAACGAGUCUCUGAUUUAGCACCAAGUAACAUUACCCGGGUCAUCUGCACCGAGCAGUACUCCCGCUGGGUCGGCGCUAAGGAAGAGAAAUCUGUGGUGUUUGAGGUGCGAGCUCGGUUCGGGGUGUUUGCUGGUCCAAAGCUGAUCAACAUGGACGCUCUGUACACUCGGAUGGAGACCACAAAGGGACUCAGAGAUUUCUUCACUUUCACCAACCUCCGACUGAGGCUCCUCCGCCCGGCACUGGGAGGAACCUACGUCCAGAGAGACAACCUGCUGAAAUACUUCUAUGCUAUUUCCAACAUUGAUGUUUUUGCCAGGUGUAAGUGCAACCUACAUGCAUCUCAGUGUGCGCUGCGCGAUGCGACACUGCAGUGUGAAUGCGACCACAAUACAGCUGGACAGGACUGUCAGAGCUGCAGCCGAGAGUUCACAUCUCGCACCUGGAGACCAGGAUCAUACCUGCCCCUGCCCAAAGGCACUGCCAAUGCCUGUGAAGCAACAGAACCUGCAGCCACAGGUGGUGACUCUAACUCUGAAGCAUCUGAUAGACCUGCCACAUCAGAUGGAGUGACUGACAGUACUACUACUGCUACUAUUACUACUGUACCUGAGAGCAGGACGCCAACCGACACAAAUACUGCUGUUGGCAUUACUACAGCCACAACUAACAGAACUACUACAGCUACUGUUCCUACUAAAACUGACUUUGGUACCCCAGCUGACAGUACUACUACUACUACAACUACCAGUGACAGUACUACAGCCACUUCUACUGUAACUGACAGUACUACUAAAACUGAUACUAAUACAGCUUUGAGUACUACUAACCGCAUGACUGAUAAGACUUUGAAUGACCCAACUUCUCCUAAAGACAUUCCUUUGACUACAUUCAUGUACACAUUAAUGUCUGAUAACAGCACAGAGGGUCCUCUUAUGGUUUCAGCUGAUAUUUCUACUAAUACUGGAGGCAAUUCAAGUACCAGUACAUACAUGACUGACUCUAGUACUGUGACUUACUUUACUAGUAGUAAUGAUUCAGCUGACCUUCCUUUAACUGCUAUUGACUCUACCUCAACACUCACAACUGGUACAGUAGUUCUUACUGCUGUCCGUGGUACUAUUAGUACUACAGGUUCUGUUGCCUUUACAGACUCAUUCAGUACAGCUGGACCUACCACAGACACAGCUCCACCCAACAAUCCACGUCUGAAGACUGGAGAAAAACCACCUCCCAGAGUACUAGACAGUACCACCAGCCGUCCUACCAGUACCACCCCCACUGUCCAAGGCAGCAGUACUGACACUGGAGGGUCUAUCUCUGACCCACUGGGUCCACCCUAUAACUCCACUUCAGACUUUGGUGUGCUUGGGACUGAUAUAUCGAAGGUGGUGACCAGUGCUGUGUCACCUACUGUCGCAACACCAUCAGCUGGAAUUCUGCCUCUAACAACCAUCCCAGAAACGUUUUCCCCAGGUGACGGGUCUCAAUCUGAAGACUUUCUCCCCACUGGAUCUGUCCGUAUCAGUCAGGCUGGAGAUACUCUCUUUACAACAAAACGUGAUGGAAUUUCUCUUCGUCCUGAUAUACCUCCUCUGGCUGUACCUCCUCCAGAUCUACCACUGGAAGCUCCCUCUGUGGAUAUACCUUCUGCUCUUAAUGAAGCCCUUCCUGAUGUAAUUUCUCCUGAUGUUUUACUGGAUAUACUAUCUCCGGAUACACUUUCUCCUGAUGCAUCAUCUCCGGUUACACUUACUAAUAAUAUACAGCUACCAGAAAUGCCCCCUCUUGAUCUAUCAUCUCCAGAUACACUCACUCCUGAUGAAAUAGUUUCCUUUGUUCCAACCCCCAAUGUACUGUUUCCAGGUGCACCAUCUCUUCCUGCUUUAUCUUCCCUCAAUGUUCCAGCUCCUGAUGGAGCUCCUACUGAUAUAUCUUUCCUUGAGGUACCUACUCAAGAACUUCCUCGUCCUGAUCUCCCUCUGGAAGGACCACCUCCUGACAAACCUGCUCCUGAUGUACCUCUUCCCGACCCGCCUUCUCGUAAUGUAUUUCCUCCCGAUACACCUCCUCCUGACCUACCUUUUCCUGAUCCACCUUCUCCAGAUGUACUUCCAGAUGGGCCAUCCACUAAGACUCCAGAUACUUCAGUAGAUUUUCCUCCUCCUGAUGUACCUUCUCCUGAUGGGGCAUCUCCAGAAAUACGUCCUCCUGAUGCUACCCCUCCAGCUCCAGAUAUUCCUGUGGACUCCGUGUUGCCUCCCUAUGGAGGUGGUCCUGUACCAGACACAAAGUCCGCUACUAUAGAUCAGUCUGACCCUGCUGGUGAUUUAGCACCUGUUGACUUUACCUUCCCAGUUCCAGAAAACCCAAAGUCAGUUGGCCCUGGACAAGAUUCAGGAUCUGAUUCUCAGCCCAUGCCUGUGGUUGAACCUGGCAAUGUUUCAAGUGACAAUAUUGAAACGCCUGGAUCUAAUUCUAUCAAUGCUGGACAGGAAUCUUUUCCAGUAAAGCAAGGCAGAGGAGAGACAGGAAAUGAAAAAUCUGAAUCAAGUGGUCCAGAUUCUUCUGUGCCAUACAGAAACAUUCCUAAUGUGGAUCCAAGAGUGGAUCCAGGCAGUGAGAAUCCUGCAGUAGAUUCUACAUCAAACAAAAAGGAAAGAACGUCUUCUGGAGAGGAAUCUGUUGAACCAUCAGGAGGGUUGAAGUUUGAGGAAAAGAAAGACACGAAACAAGAAAUGACAAGAGAGGCAACAAAGGAAAAAGUGCCUGAAGCCAAAGAGGAAACUAAAGAAAAAUCUAAAGCCGAAGGAGAGAAGGAGAAAGAGGACAAAGGCUAUGAGAAGAAAGCAACCCAGAAGAUCCUGAUUCCAGGAGGACCAAAGUUCAGUCAGCUGUCCAAAAUUGCCUAUGUGAGCUUCCAGGACUGUGAGUGUAAUGGUCACUCCAACCGCUGCAGCUACAUCGACUUCAUCAACGUGGUCACAUGUGUGAGCUGUAAACACAACACGCGGGGGCAGAAUUGUCAGUACUGUCGCCUUGGUUACUACCGAAAUGCCUCGCUGCCGCUGACUGACGAGAACGUCUGUGUUGAGUGCGAGUGCCACGCAGACGGCAGCGUGUCUCCUAGAUGCUUGGACUCGGGUCUUUGUCAGUGUAAAGACGGAGCCACAGGGAGGCGCUGUGACUCCUGUUUACCUGGAUACACCUGGAGAGGAGGCGGGGCCGGCUGCACAGCAAACAUGUGCGACAGUGAGCGUUUGGUCUGUCGGAAUGGAGGAACCUGCAUUGACUUCCUGCGCUGCAUCUGUCCUGAAAACUUCACAGGUUUAUUCUGCGAGCAGAGGGUGUGUCUGAAGAAGAAUGGCUGCCUGGAGAACGCUGAGGACUCCGCCUCCUCUCUGGCAUCACACCUUUACCUGCUGACCUUCGGUCUGAUCACCGCCACUUUCUGCUGACCCCGCCCCCAGGCACAAUGUCCCAUAAUGACAUCACCUGGGACGAUGUGAUUGCAACCAAAUGUUUUUCACUGAACUUCAUGUUUUUUUACGUUGUCGUACAGGAUAUUACAUCACAAUCUUAUGACAUCACAUAAGGCCCUGCACACUAAGACGAUCAUCACAUUAUAAUUUUAGGAGAUCAACAACAGGUCACUUUAACCUGACAAAUCAGAGACAGCCAAACUCUGCAGGAACAGAGCUGCCUCAACCCUACUCUCCCUCCAGCCCGUCUUCUCCACAUCGUCCUCUCCACCCCGUCCUCUGAAUAAUAAAGGUUUAUCUUAUCUCCCCCUCCUCCUGUGCAGUUCAAGGACUCUUUAAUUUGUAUGGAUGAAGCUCUGCAAAAACAUCGUCACCCAUACUGCACUUGGAGCUCUGACUGGUGCAUACGUCUGAAGAUCAAACUGAGUGAAAUCAGCUGAUCAAUACGUUACGUGUCCUCUCUAUUUCAUGCAGAAAUGUGAUGAAGAUUAUUGACAAAGCCGCUGAUCGCUCGCCCAGCUGCAGCAUUGAUAAAUGGUGAUUCUUUUUGUGGCAACAUUUUAGCUUCAUACCUUUUUUAAAAAUAUAUAUUUAUGUUUUAUAUUCCCAAAGGUUGAUU
This is a messenger RNA of Haplochromis burtoni (Burton's mouthbrooder), 5188 nucleotides long. It is a transcript of the gene ntng2a, whose product is annotated as netrin g2a. Bases 541 to 4545 code for a protein of 1334 amino acids. The transcript is spliced from 14 exons. The record is from RefSeq and is a predicted model, not a curated record. NCBI's taxonomy places the organism in Eukaryota, Metazoa, Chordata, Actinopteri, Cichliformes, Cichlidae.